UAAAAAGAACAUCACGAGCAGUGCAUUCAACGACAAGCUGACUUUAGCGUCACGUUGUAUUAAACGAGUGUUUGAUAUAUCAAAGUAGCAACGAAAAAGAAAAAAAUUAUUAAUAUCAACAUCUUUUCAGUAGUUAAAGGAAGUUUCUGUUCCUCUGUGUAUACAUAAACAUUUUAGUGACAUUUAGGAAGUGAAAAAAUAAUCAAAAGGAGCAAGUUGUUUUUUUUUAAAAAAAAUAAUACUUAUAAAGUGCAUGCAGUAAUGAUAAAAGUCGACGAUAUAUAACCUUUAAUACUAAUUAUAUACGAAGAUAAAACUCGUUCGCUCUCACUCUCUCAAAAGAAAAAAAAAUAUUUUGAGGGUCGAAGAAAAAGGUGAAAAUAAAUACUUAAACAGAACCUGAAUAGAAAAUAAGCAAGCAAGUUCUUUUUAUCUCAGUUUGCGCUUGUUAAAUGUAAAGUGGAAAAACCAAUUAAAAUUGAAGAAAAGAGAGUGAAAAAAAAAUACUCAUUAGUGGUUCAAUCCGAUUACGUCUAUAAACAGAAGCACAGCAACAACAGCAUCAAAAAAAAGAAAAGAUGAUUAAAGUUGAUGAAACAGAUCCUGUAGGAGAAAUUGAGCCGCAAUUUCCCUAUCGUCAAGUGAACAUAAAGCGUGGUGAAGACAUCAAGGAAUAUUUUGAUUUGUGUGAGGAAAUUGGGAGGGGCAAAUUUGGCACAGUUUACAAAUGCAAAGAGAAAUCAACAAAACUCUGUUUAGCGUCAAAAUUCAUUGCCGUACCAAACAGAAAAGAGCGUAAAAAUGUUGAACGUGAAUUGGACAUGAUGAAUCGUUUGCAUCAUCCCAGAAUUAUUCAACUGUACGAUGCCUACGAGUAUGAUAAAAUGGUCUGCGUAGUUUUAGAAUUAAUUGAUGGUGGUGAACUCUUUGAUCGUGUCCUUGAUGACAAAUUCCUCCUGACAGAAAAAGCCUGCUCUAUUUUCAUGCGUCAGAUUUGCGAAGCAAUGGAAUACAUUCAUGAUCAAAACAUUAUCCAUUUAGACUUGAAGCCUGAAAAUAUUUUAUGUCUAUCAGAAUCGGGAAAUCGAAUAAAGCUUAUUGAUUUUGGGCUGAGUCGUGAAUACGAUCCGACAUCGAAAUUACAAGUGCUUUUUGGGACACCAGAGUUCGUUGCCCCCGAAGUUGUGAACUUUGAUGCAAUAACAUUUGCGACCGAUAUGUGGUCUGUUGGAGUUAUUGCGUACGUUCUUGUGAGUGGACUGUCUCCAUUCGCUGGAGAAUGUGAUGUAGAGACGAUGGGUAAUGUGACGGUUGGCAAAUACGAUUUCAAUGAUGAAGCAUUCGAUAAUGUAUCACAAGAUUGCAUAGAUUUUGUAACAAAAUUACUAGUAAAGGGACAAGACGAUAGAAUGACAGCAAAGCAAGCCCUAAGACAUAGAUGGAUUAAAAAGAGGCCACAGUAUCAUCCGACAAAUCCCAAACCAUCUAAUCCACUCGAAUUCAAAGCUGUUUAUAUGGAUAAAGACAACACGCUGAUAACAGCGAAAGACAAUUUACGAAAUUGUGUUGAUAGAUGGAAUGACAGUACGCCAUAUGUGUUUGAUAAACAUUCGAAUUCAAUAUCACCAGUGCACGCGAGCAUCUCAUCAUCAAUAGAUACAUCACCCACACCAUCAUUAAACAGCUCAUCCGCAAGUUUGGCUGCAAGCGAUGAAAAUGAUAAUUCGCCCAUGUCAUUGCAUGAUAACGAUAAAAUCAUAAAUACAAAUAUUAACUCAUCAACAUUACCAAAAUUACAUUUAACCACAAAUCAGAAUGAAGCACCAUCGAUUGUGAGCUUAAAAGAUUAUUUGCACAUAUUGGAUCGACAUAAAUCAAUUGAUAAUUGCUUUCUAUUGCCUUCUGGUGUUGUUGAUGGUUCAUACCCGUGUUAUUAUGAUGAUGAAAUUAAAAAAUUAACAAAUCAUUUAUUCGAAAUCACAAAAAAUCAUUAUUCAGAAACAGAGACAUCAACAACCACAACAACAAAACCAGAUAACAGCAACAAUCAUAAUGUCAAUGGUAAAAAUCUGUGUCUGGCAUCUAAUGGUAUUGUUGAUGAUAAUAACAACAAGAUUGAUGAUAGUGAAAUGGAUCAUCAGGCUCAUGAGACGUCAAUGAAUGAUUAUGAUGAUAAGAGUGCGAUGAGGAACAAUCAGUUUACAGACAUAUUCAAAAAAUUUACAAAACUCACCGACGAUAGUUCAAUUGUGAGUAAUGUGCCAUGGGCUGUAACAAAACGAACGAAAUUUCGCAUUAAUCAGACGAGUAGUCGAGAUGUACCAAUUGUUAGAACAGAAAAGCCAGCAAAAUUGAAGAAGCAGAACGCAAUUGAUGAUGGUCAUGACAUGAAAUUAUUUGAUGAGACAAUUAACCACACUUCACGAACUGAUGUUGUUGAUAUUUUAACAGGAAAUAACAUUGUUGACUUUCUCGAUGAGACAUUUUCAAAUAAGACUCAUCAUCACUUGUUUCAGUCGUUGCGGCAUGAAACUUUUGUUGGUCGAUUACCGAACGGAAGUAUCUCAUUUGAUUGUGGUCAACUUGGUGAGGAGCAACGAUCAAUAAAUACAAUUAAGGCACUUUUUCGACUUCACGCAUCGACUGGGACAAGUGUGAAGCAAAUGCAGGCACUGAUUGAGUCGAAGAGAAGCAAAUGAGUAUAAAUUUUAAAUUUAAUGUUUUGAAAAUUAACAUGCUGGUGAUUUUUAUAGAAGCUUUUUAUGUUUAAAAAUUAUAAGGAGUGAAUCGACGCACUUUGAACUAAAGGGUAUACAACUAAACGUCAAUCUUAAAUUUUGCCGGGAAAUAAAAUCCCAAGGGUACAAAACUACACUAACAUUCACAAAUCCCAACAAAACACUAUAGAUUCAGAGUUCCUGCUUAAUAAAUCACUUCCAUCAUCCAUUAUCACGUAUAAUGGACGACUACUUAAGCAAUUAAACCGAAUGACUAUCAAAAGUUCAUAGUUUAUGUCUACAAAAGACGCAAACAAUCUGUCAAGGAAAAUUGUCCUUAAUCUAAAUGUUUUGUUCCAGUUCGGAGAAAAAUCAUUGCCACCAUUGUCUCACUCAAUUGACUGUCACUUUCAUGUCCCUUUCAUUUUUUUUUUGCUUUUUUGUUUCGUCCAUUCUUUCUACAUUAUUAUUGUGUCUGUCUUUUUUUUGCAUACUAAAGAAGCAUUAGUUCUUCAUUUUAUGGAGAAAUCUCUAACAAAGUAUCACUUUAAGUGGAAGAUAUUUUUCAUCUUUUAUUGUCAAUGUCGUCGUCAUGAAUAAAAUGAGUUUGUACAAAAAAUAAUAAUAAAGAGAAAGAGAAAUUAUUGUAACAAUAGUCAAGUAUAUUAGGGUAGGGGAAAUAUAAGAAUUGAAUUUGAGUGAUAUUUAUAAAGGAAAUUAUAUGAAUAGCAAGGGAAAGGAUAACUUGUUAAGACGCAGGGGUUGUAGAAGAAUUUGGCGGGAUUCACGCGAUAAAUUUUUCUUAUUGUGAGAAAUGUUUCCUGCCGUGGAAUGCAGAAGGGUCAUUAACCGUUUUAGUUAAAUUCUCACAUGCUCAAUACAAUAGAAAUUAGAGCAACAAAUCAACAUGAACAUUUUUAAGGUAGGAAUCGAAAUACUUUCAAAUUGUUCAUGGGAAUUUAUCUUAUAAGUUUGUGCUGGUAAAAUCUAGGUUGUGACACUUGAGAUUGAUA
Messenger RNA from Chironomus riparius, 3730 nucleotides. The record is from the annotation of a GenBank genome assembly. Lineage: Eukaryota; Metazoa; Arthropoda; Insecta; Diptera; Chironomidae.